GAAAGGUGGGGGGGGGGGCGGUCUCAGGGAUGCGGCGUUCUACGGGAGAGGGUACGGAUCCUUGAGGGGAGGAGGAAAUCCCAGGGAAGGAGGAGAAGGGGCUGGGAGAGUAGGGAUCUGGGGGUAGGGAGUCCGUGGGGAGAGGGUCCGCGACGGUGGUGUCAUGGGGAAGGAGUCUGAGAGAGGGAGAGGGGGGACCGGCGGGGGAGAAGGGUGCCCCGCUGACCACAACCCAUCUCCCUUGCACCAAAGGUCAAGGAGAUUACGUUCCUGAAAAACACGGUGAUGGAGUGUGACGCGUGCGGUGAGCGCAGCCGGGGCGACGGAGACGGGGUGGCCGGGGAGCGAGAAGAGAUGGGGAGACAGAACAGAUCCAGAGAGCAGAGGACAGACCGGGAGCAAAAGAGAGAAGAAGACAGAGGUUGACAGAGAUGGAGAGAUUGGAUGAGAGAUGGAGAGAGAGGAACAGAAAGGAGAGAGAGAGACUGUGGGAGGGGAGACCCCCAAAAGAGCCAGAAACCUUGCGAGAGACGCUGGGAGGUGGAGUCGCGGAGGGAGAAGCGAAAAAAGACAGUCGGGCGCAGAGAUCGAGAGACUGCAGAGACCUGGAGAGACGAGCGCUCCGUACGGGGCGGGGUCGCGGAACAGCCAGGAUGCUGCCUGGAUGAGAGCGCUGUCUCGACAGGCUCCACCCCUGGGCGUGGCCUUAACCACUCGCGCCCCACUCCCUGCAGGGAUGCAACCCGCGCGAACCCCCAGUCUGACGGUGCGGCCGCUAAGCCAGUGUUCGCCCGGCUUCUGCUUCCCCGGAGUGGCUUGUACCGAGACAGCCAGCGGCGCGCGCUGCGGACCCUGCCCCGAAGGUUUCACGGGCAACGGCUCGCACUGCGCCGAUGUCAACGAGUGCACCGCCCAUCCUUGCUUCCCUCGCGUCCGCUGCAUCAAUACCAGUCCCGGCUUCCGCUGCGAGGCUUGCCCACCUGGGUUCAGCGGCCCCACCCACGAGGGCGUGGGGCUGGCCUUCGCCAAGGCCAACAAGCAGGUUUGUACGGACAUUAACGAGUGCGAGACCGGGCAGCAUAACUGCGUCCCCAACUCUGUAUGCGUCAAUACCGUGGGCUCCUUCCAGUGCGGCCCGUGCCAGCCCGGCUUCGUAGGCGACCAGGCAUCAGGCUGCCGUCGGCGGCCACAGCGCUUCUGCCCUGACGGCACGCCCAGCCCGUGCCACGAGAAGGCCGACUGCGUGCUGGAGCGUGACGGGUCGCGAUCAUGCGUGUGCGCCGUCGGCUGGGCUGGCAAUGGGCUCAUCUGCGGCCGCGACACAGACUUGGACGGCUUCCCAGACGAGAAGUUACGCUGCUCGGAGCGCCAGUGCAGAAAGGACAACUGCGUGACGGUGCCCAACUCAGGGCAGGAGGAUGUGGACCGGGACGGCAUCGGAGACGCCUGCGACCCGGACGCCGACGGGGACGGCGUCCUCAAUGAGAAGGACAACUGCCCGCUCGUGCGGAACCCAGACCAGCGAAAUACGGAUGGCGACAAGUGGGGCGAUGCGUGCGACAACUGUCGGUCCCAGAAGAACGACGACCAGAAGGACACAGAUAAGGACGGCCGAGGCGACGCCUGCGACGACGACAUAGACGGCGACCGGAUCCGAAAUCCGAUGGACAACUGCCCCAGGGUGCCCAACUCAGAUCAGAAGGACACUGAUGGUGAUGGUGUAGGAGAUGCCUGUGACAACUGUCCUCAGAAGAGCAACGCAGACCAGAGGGAUGUGGACCACGACUUCGUGGGAGAUGCUUGUGACAGCGACCAAGACAAGGAUGGGGAUGGGCACCAGGACUCGAUGGACAACUGCCCCACAGUGCCCAACAGUGCCCAGCAGGACUCAGACCACGAUGGCCAGGGUGACGCCUGCGAUGACGAUGACGACAACGAUGGGGUCCCCGACAGUAGGGACAACUGCCGUCUAGUGCCCAACCCAGGCCAGGAAGACAUGGACCGGGACGGCGUGGGCGACGCGUGCCAGGGCGACUUUGAUGCGGACAAGGUAGUAGACAAGAUCGAUGUGUGUCCGGAGAACGCUGAGGUCACCCUCACCGACUUCCGGGCCUUCCAGACGGUCGUGCUGGACCCUGAGGGCGACGCGCAGAUAGACCCUAACUGGGUGGUGCUCAACCAGGGUAUGGAGAUCGUGCAGACGAUGAACAGCGACCCAGGCCUGGCUGUGGGUUACACGGCCUUCAAUGGCGUGGAUUUCGAAGGCACGUUCCAUGUGAACACUGUCACGGAUGACGACUACGCUGGUUUCAUCUUUGGCUACCAGGACAGCUCCAGCUUCUACGCGGUCAUGUGGAAACAGAUGGAGCAGACGUACUGGCAGGCGAGCCCGUUCCGUGCGGUGGCAGAGCCCGGCAUCCAGCUCAAGGCCGUGAAGUCCUCCACAGGCCCUGGGGAGCAGCUUCGGAACGCACUGUGGCACACGGGGGACACAGCGUCACAGGUGCGGCUGCUGUGGAAGGAUCCCCGGAACGUGGGCUGGAAGGACAAGACCUCCUACCGCUGGUUCCUGCAGCACCGGCCCCAAGUGGGCUACAUCAGAGUGCGAUUCUACGAGGGCCCAGAGCUGGUGGCAGACAGCAACGUGGUCCUGGAUACAACCAUGCGGGGUGGUCGUCUGGGGGUCUUCUGCUUCUCCCAGGAGAACAUCAUCUGGGCCAACCUGCGCUACCGCUGCAACGACACCAUCCCCGAGGACUACGAGGCCCAGAGGCUGCUGCAGGCCUAGGGAUGGGGUUGGGGACCCGCCACUGGGUGACAGCCACCCGCGCGGCUGCCCUCCCCAUGGGAGGUCGUCAGCAUCAGGCCCCAGCAGGCAGUUGGCCUGGGGGGAAAUGAGAGGGGCUCAGGGAAGACAAAAUAAAGUGUCUCUGUGUGGCGGA
Messenger RNA from Capra hircus (goat), 2942 nucleotides. It is a transcript of the gene COMP, whose product is annotated as cartilage oligomeric matrix protein. The transcript has 16 exons. Gene Ontology annotation, cellular component: extracellular region. The coding region runs from base 452 to 2788 and encodes 778 amino acids. Gene Ontology annotation, biological process: cell adhesion. NCBI's taxonomy places the organism in Eukaryota, Metazoa, Chordata, Mammalia, Artiodactyla, Bovidae. The record is from RefSeq and is a predicted model, not a curated record. Gene Ontology annotation, molecular function: calcium ion binding.